AGGGCCAUCAUCAGUCGUGUGCGGGAUCUCGAGUAGGACGGUCGUUAUUUUGGAAACAUUCUGGAUUUGGUGAUAGUCAUAAUGAUUAGUGAAGAAGACUGGCCCAGCAGCUAAGGAUAGUAAUGUGAAUGGAUCCUGUUGGGCGAUUGUGAAUAAAAGAGUUUACGAUUGAUAACGUCUGUCGGCAAAGUGUAACUCAGUGGCCAACGAACGAGAGUGAUAACGACCACAUUACUUAAUACGUACAUAAUCCCAAGUCGGCCACCAGUAAGGCUGCUAAAAAUAGUGAUAGAUUGAUUAUCAGAUGCUGAAAAAUAGAAAGGGAAACUUUCAACUAUGAAAUCUAUUCUGGUGGCUCUGGUUGCCAUUGCGGUCUGCUCCAGAACAACCGAAGGAAUAAGUUCGAGAGAUUUGUACAGCUACAUCAACGAACCGAGCGAUGUUCUACCGCGUGGUGAUGAGGAAUUCGCGGAAGUUCAGUUGGAUGUUCCAGCCCAUUUCUAUAGUGAAAAAUACGAAUUUGUCUAUAUCAACACCAAUGGCAUUCUAACAUUCGGAUCGGAGUUUCAAAACUACCUCAAUUUGCCAUUUCCCAUCGAGUACCCGGCGGUGGCCCCAUUCUAUGCGAAUGUAGAUACCACAUUACCGAACGAUACUGCCGCUAUCGUGUAUUUCAAAUCGACCGACGAAGAGCUACUGCUCCAAGUUAGCGAUUUGGUACGAGUUAACUUUGCCGAUGCGGUAGACUUCGAAGCAAGGCAGGUGUUUGUCGCGACCUGGGAACACGUGGGCCACUUCGACAUGAAAAACGACGUUACCAAUUCAUUCCAAGUGGCCCUCAUACUGGGCGAUGAGGAGACGUAUGUGCAGUUCCUGUAUCCGGAAAAUGGUCUCAACUGGAUUCAGGGGGACACCAAGGAAUCUGGUUUGCCCGAUGUUCGCGCCCAAGCAGGGUUCAUAUCCGAGGAUGGACGAUUUUUCCCAUUACAAGGCUCCGGAACUGAUAAUAUAAGGCAUCUCACAGUGUCCUCAAAUGUGGGUGAACCAGGAGAAUGGCUGUUUAAAGUCGGCCCUCUCGACCAAGAAGGCAAUGUUCUUGAACCAAGCGUGCAUGAUGAAAAUGCACAAGAACCACGAAGCUGUGCCGAUGGAGGCCAUUUCAAAUGCCAUUCGGCAGCCACAUGCACGGAUACUAAGACUGGUUAUUGCUGUUCAUGCAAGGCAGGAUAUUAUGGAAACGGGUUCAACUGUAUAAAAAACGAUGUUCCCAUGCGUGUGGUUGGAUCGGUCAAAGGAACGUUGAACCAGGUGACAAUCGACACGCAAAUGCAAUCCUAUGUGGUGAUGGCUGAUGGCAGGACAUACACUGCGCUGAGUCCUCUUGAAGAUGAAUUGGGCACAACUCUUCAGUUGGCUCAGGUUAUUGGUGCCAGCAUUGGAUGGCUCUUUGCCAAACCUAUUGGUAAUGUGCUUAACGGAUAUCAGAUUACAGGAGGAAAGUUCAACCAGACGACUACUAUCAACUUCUUAGGAUCGCAGGAUAAUCUUCGAAUUAACCUUCGCUGCAACGGAUUGAAUCUGUGGGAUCAAUUAGCAUUAGAUAUCACAAUCGAAGGUCAGGUGAAGCAAGUUCCACUCGGUGACAAAAUACAUAUUGACGACUACUCCGAAGUAUACCAGCGAGUGGGAAAAGAUCGUCUUGAAGCGUACACUGCACAUAAGCUGUUCAUACCAUCAGAAGAUCGCAACGUAGACUACACUAUCCAUCAGGUUAUACUGUUUGAAUCAUGUUCAUCUUUGGAACUGGAAGAAAAUUCAAAUAGUAUGACCACGCUAAAAACAAGUAAAAUCAACCUUGGGUUUGAAGCACGAGAAAAAGCUAUUCGAAUGGGGAUGUUAAGCAAGAUGAGUUCCGGUGAAAAGGUGAAUCCUUGCGAUGAUGCAAAUUGCGGAGAUAACACUGUUUGUGUUCCACAUGCUGACGAUACUUAUGACUGCAACUGUAAGAAUGGAUUCACUUACGUUCCGUAUACGAACAAUGAUCGCAUAAACUGCGUCGAUAUCGAUGAAUGUUCGGGGAUAAACAUCUGUGAUGAGAAUGCGAAUUGCGUCAACGAACCAGGUGGUUACAAGUGUGUAUGCAUCGAAGGAUAUGAAGGUAACGGUUAUCAGUGCGAUAAAAUUGAUUAUGGGGCCAGCUCGGUUGUAGUUCCUACGCCAGCCAAUACCUUCUACGAAGUUCAUUCGCAUACUCCAGACACGAGUGAGGAUUAUUGCGAGCAUUGCUCUGAGUUUGCAGAUUGCGUGAACGGACGUUGCAUAUGCAAAACGGGAUAUGCAGGAGAUGGGUACGUAUGCGAAAACCCUUGCGAUGCGGAUCAAGUAUGGAACGGCGAAUCUUGUGUUAGACAAGGAUCUACGGAAGAUGACGAAAUCGCACCAUUUUGCACUGUUCAGGGGUGCACAUGUCCAACUGGUUACAUUCUUGUUGAGUAUUCUUUCCAUCAAAUUUGUCGUCUUGUUGAAACUCAGCCUGAUGGACAUAAUCUACCAUCUUGCGAUGUUGAGAAUCACUGUAGCCCUCUUGCGAAUUGUGAAUGGAACGAACAUCAGUACCGUUACGAGUGCGUAUGCAAUCCAGGAUACGAUGGCGAUGGAUACACGUGCGUUGAGAAAGAAGUCUCUUGUUUAGAUGAAGAAGACAUCUGCGAUCAACAUGCGUCUUGUAACUACAUCGUUCAUUUGAAGAAAUCUGUCUGCGUAUGCAACAAAGGCUAUGAUGGAGAUGGUCGCACUUGCCAUCUGGCUCCAGAAUGUGCCAUUGACGAUGAUUGUGGAAUGCAUUCGGUAUGUCAAGAUGACCUGUGCGUUUGCCAGGAAGGAUACGAAAGGGAUAUUUCGGACUUUUGCGUUCGUGCUGGGUCAUGUGGAGGCGCUUACUGUGCUGACAACGCUAUUUGCAAGUAUGAUUCUCACCAGAACAUUCCAUACUGCUAUUGCCCUGAAGGUUUCGUUGGAGAUGGUGUUCAUCAGUGCAAAUCAGUUCCUCCACCAUGCAACGUACGUAACAAUUGUGGACUUCAUGCCACAUGUGGACCCAAUUUCAGGGAACCUUCAAAAUACGAAUGCACGUGUAACCCAGGUUUCUUCGGAGACGGAUUUGUUUGUACUCCGGAACGUAACUGCGUCAAUAUCCCUAGUCUUUGCGAUCCCAAUGCUAAAUGUGUUAGCACCACCUCGGGAUAUCAAUGUGCUUGCAAUCAAGGGUUUAUUGGGAAUGGAAGCGUCUGUAACACUGCUCCCCGCCUCGACUCUGGAUUCCUAUUGAUCAGUCAAGGCGUGGCAACUGUUAAGCUCCCUUUCAGUGGAAGCCGUGGAGUUCCAGUGACAAUGGCUCAGAUGGCCAUCGGAGUGGACAAGGACUGUGCUGAGGGGCGUAUUUAUUUCAGCGAUAUUUCUGCCAAGCAGAUAUUCAGUUGCAAAUACGACGGAACUGAUCGUAAACCUUUCAUUACUAAAAACAUUCUUUCACCGGAGGGUGUUGCUGUAGAUUGGAUAUCUCGGAGACUCUAUUGGACGGAUUCAGCGAAGGAUACGAUCGAGGUUGCUAGUUUGGAAGACCCUAACAAACGAGCCAUCAUCGUUUCCAAGUAUCUAGUAAACCCUCGUGGCAUUGCAGUUGAUCCCCAUCAAAGCAAACUCUACUGGUCCGAUUGGAAUCGUGAGGGCCCUAAGAUAGAGUGGGCCAAUUUGGACGGAACAGAACGCCAAGUUUUGGUUAGUGGACCACACGUCGAGUUGCCGAACAGCAUCCAAGUUUCACCGGGAACUGGUGAACUUUGUUAUGCUGAUGCUGGUACUAAGAAAAUAGAUUGCGUUGAUACGUAUACCAAGCAAGUUAGAUCUGUUGCAAGCAAUCUAACCUAUCCAUUCGGACUAGCUAUUACAGACGAUCAUUUCUAUUGGACCGAUUGGACAACGAAAAAGGUAGAAUCCAUCAACGCAUACGGAGAGCGGGAAAAGGGCAUACCAUCUCCCGUUUUCGGCAGCCAUAAAAUGUAUGGAAUGACUGCUGUUACCGACAAAUGUCCACUGUUUUACAGUCCCUGUGUAGUUAACAAUGGAGACUGCCCGGAGAAGACAAUCUGUUUGACUAAUCCUCGAGCUCCAUCCGGAAGGGGAUGUAAAUGUGCCGACGAUGAAAACAACUGUAACGAUGUAGUUCUGGACUACUAGAAGCAGGAUCCAGAGGGGAUUGUUGAAAGCAAACCAAGUGCCAUAAGUGACGAGUUUUAUCAGUAAACAAAUCUACAAAAAGUAUGAUUUUCAAAUUAAUAUAUAAGGUUGCGCAGAAUGAUAUAAUAAAUAUAAAAA
Armigeres subalbatus is the source of this 4374-nucleotide messenger RNA. Its product is annotated as nidogen. Gene Ontology annotation, biological process: cell-matrix adhesion. The record is from RefSeq and is a predicted model, not a curated record. The coding region runs from base 337 to 4236 and encodes 1299 amino acids. NCBI's taxonomy places the organism in Eukaryota, Metazoa, Arthropoda, Insecta, Diptera, Culicidae. The transcript is spliced from 10 exons. Gene Ontology annotation, molecular function: calcium ion binding.